AUUUAUGCUAAUGGCGAACAUACGUUGACAAUGGUUUUUCUUUUUAACUUAAUAUUAUUUACAAGUUUUGGAAUAAUUUGUGGUCAAAGCGAUGUGACAGUAGUAAACAGAAAAAAUGUGCUGUUAAGCAGAAGAAAACGAUAUUUACUCUUUCCACCUGGGAGCAAUAUGGCGAUAUCUAUGGCAGCUGUGAAAGCCUUAAUGAGACCUCAGCCAACAGGUUGGAAUGUUUUAGGAGAAAUGGAUUGUCCUUUUGCUCUUCCAUCUGAUACACGAAUAUUGAGAAGAUCUGGUUGGAUAAAAAGAAACAAAAGAGAAAUUUAUUCUACUUUGGAUCGAGCACUGACUAUGUAUGGUUAUAAUGGAACAGCAUGUAUUACAAAAAUGAUGUGCGACGCUAAGCAAUAUAUGCCAAUGAAAGGAAAAUCCAUGAUGAAAGAUAUUCUACUGCUUAUAUUCGAUUAUUCCAAGGAAAAUUUCAAUAACGAACAAUUGUGCACCGACGAUUUGGAGAAGAAAUGUUCAAUAUCAAUUAUGGAACAUGUCCUUCUGGAAGUUAGUCCGCAUUAUGAAUAAAAUGUUAAAUAACUCUACAUAAAAU
Diabrotica balteata is the source of this 601-nucleotide messenger RNA. The record is from the annotation of a GenBank genome assembly. NCBI's taxonomy places the organism in Eukaryota, Metazoa, Arthropoda, Insecta, Coleoptera, Chrysomelidae.